GGGAUUUUAUUUUAUUUUUCAGAGUUCCAGCCAGAUGUCCCGAGGUGCUGGCGCUUCCCGAGGGGUCCUGCACGCCUUCAGCUCCUCCCCAAAGCUCCAGAGCUCCUCGGGCACCCUCGGGAGCCGGCCCGGAAAACACUCGGAAAGAUCCGGAAAAGGAGGAGCGGGCACCUGGAAGAAAAAUCCCAUGGGCACAGGUGGGGCCCUGCCCUUCGUCAGCCCCGCCCUGGCCGUGCACAAAUCGGCCUCGGCCGUGGAGCGGCAGCGCGAAUAUCUCCUGGAUAUGAUCCCGCCCCGCUCCAUCCCACAGUCGGCCACGUGGAAAUAAAAUUCCCCCCAGGGAGAACUUUUACCAGGCUCUGCCAUCCUUUGGGAUUUGGUUUGUUUCUUUGGAAUUUGAUUUUGAUUUUAUUUUUUUUUACCACAAUUCCGUGGAAUCUGCUUUAAUUCCCAGCUGGAAAAAUAAAAAACACCCCAAGGCUUUUUUUUUAGGAUGCGACAUCACCGAUCCUCAUCCGUCCCUGCCGGGAAAGAAGCGAAUCCCGGCUCCGUUGGCUCCCAGAUUUUUCAUGGAAGCUGGCAGGGAAAAGGAGGAAGAAUUCCUUAAGAAUUCCUUCAUUUCUUUCUUUUUUUUUUGGCUUUUUUCCCUUAUUUAGUUCCAGAAUUUUUUUGGCACCAGCACAAAACAAAGACUCAGCGAUUCCUCUCCCGCCGAACGUUUUUUUUUUGGCCGGGAAAACUCCGGAAUUCCGGAAUUUCGGGGGGGGGAAUGUGGAGAGAAAAAGAAAAAGAGAGGAAUUCCAGCCUCAUCCUGCGUUUAGUGAGCCGAAUUCGUGGCUGCUCCUUUUUCCCCUGCUCCUCUUCCAGCCGGGAAAAGCGGGAGCGGCUCAUCCCGAUAUUCCCAAAAUCCCGACGGAUUCCGCGCAGAAGAAAAACUCAAAUUCCCGAUUCCGCUUGAAAAUGGUUCCGGGGGGGGGGUCUUUUUUAUUUUAAUUUUUUUUUUUCUUUUUCCUUUCGGGAAAUCCCAAAUCUCGGCUGGAAAGUGGGAAUUGAGGGAGAUUCCCGCUUUUUUUUUUGGAUUCUGGUUGGAAUAAACUUCGGAACCGUUGGGAAUUUCCAAA
Cyanistes caeruleus (blue tit) is the source of this 1121-nucleotide messenger RNA. Lineage: Eukaryota; Metazoa; Chordata; Aves; Passeriformes; Paridae. The record is from RefSeq and is a predicted model, not a curated record.